GUGACCGUUCGGCUGGUUGAUAUUGUUGCAACGAUUUUUUCGCUGUUAAAAAUAUUUAAUAAUAACCAUCGUAGGCGUGCUAGGCACGCUUGUGUGUGAUUGUUAGGCACAGCGCCUAUACUGUGUAUAAAAUCCGCCGCCGACGACAAUAACGCCAUGUCCAAGACCUGUAGCAACAACGCUCGGGAGAUUAACAACAACAACAUGCGGGGAGUCGCCUGCUAAUAGAUCCCAGAUCUGAGAGAACGAAGCCCAAGCCCGAGAUCAUGAGCCAGCGCCAGGAGGGAGCUGCAGCUACCGCUGCCGCUGCUUCAGCAGCAACAUCGUCAUCUUCAACAUCAUCGUCAUCGUCCCAUUCAGUUAGCGCCGUUCUGGGCAGCAAGAUAUCCACCUCUACGCCACAGAAGGGGGAUGAGCAGCAGGAGCAGGAGUUUAUCAACCGGAGUGUGGCCAGCGAGAUCGACGCCAUGUCGAUAUCUGGCUCUGCGUCCGCCGACAGUAGCACCACCAGUGGCACCACUACCACUUCAGCUGCUGCUGGCGCUUCGGGCAGUCCGGUGGCCAAGCGGCAUUUGAGCACGGCCAAUUUAUCGCGGAUACGUCCGCAGUCGAGCUACUCGGCGCGCGUUCUCAUCUUCGACGACUCCGAUCAGGAGGCAGCUAUGGCGGCUGCCGCUUUGGCCGCAGCCUCAUCCUCCUGCAACAGCAGUGUAAAGUCCUGCAGUGGCCUCGAGCUGCUGCCCAUGUCACCAGCUAAGCUGUCUAUUGGACACAAUGACAGCUCAGUGAAUGGCUCAUCGAUGAUGCGCAAUUUGAAUCUAACCAAGAGCUCAUCGGGCGGUCUGUCUGGAAGUUCCACAUCGCUGCACUCUCGAGGAUAUACGGCCUUGCUGCGAAAGAUUUCCUAUCAGCAGCACACCAACUCGCUGCGAGCAGUCAGCAGCGAAGCCUCCAAUUUGCUGCGCAUGCGCCACUCCUCGCUGGGCAAGUCAGCACCUUGUCUCACUGGCAACUAUUUCCGCCACGAACUGUCUGCCCCACCGCCGCCACCGAUUCUGGCUCCUGGCUCAACCAUGGGUCAGCACAACAUCUCGCGAUCGGGCAGCUGUGCGGGCAUCGGUCUGGGUGGUAAGCAUCAUCAUCAUCAUUUGCACGGCGUCGUGAUGCGGGGCUCUGGAGGUGGAGGUGGUGCUAAUGCUGGCAACACCUCGUCAUCGAGCGGUGUGGCUCAUCAUCGCCUCAGCUUGGUAACGAAUGCGGCUGCAGUGGCAGCUGCAGCGGCCGGCGGUUCGAGAGCCCAUUCCCCAUACUCGGCCAGUCCCAUGGACAGUCCGCGCCUCAACUCGCCCAUGCCAUUUGCAUUUGCUCCGAUCAAAAGGAUAGCCUCCUGCCGUGGCGUUGUGGAUGGACGCCGAUGGUCGGUGGCCUCAUUGCCAUCCUCUGGCUAUGGCACCACACCGGGUAGCUCCAAUUUAUCGUCUCAGUGCUCCAGUCAGGAGGGUCUCAACCAAUUGCCGUCGCACAACAACAUUCCGCCCGGCGUUCAGGAGGCGGAUGCCGCUGCCGUGGCCGCUGGCGCCUGCUGUGCCGAGCACCUUAAGCAGCACUGUCCCAAGCACUGUGCUCUGCUACUGGCAGUGUCUCAGAAGCAGCCACAGCCACCGAAGCCCGUUCAGCCACAGAAACUAAUUCCACCGGCGGCGGCGCCGGCGGCGUCUUGUGUCAAUUGCUGUGCCGAACUGAGCCUCGCCUGCGGUGGGCAACAGCAACAACAUACUGGUGGAGGAUCUGCCAACAGCUCCGCCUCGACAAGUGCAAUGCCCGGUGGGGGACGGAUGUCGCCAUACUUUCGCCCACGCUCCAGGUCGCUGUCCAGCCCAUCACGGUCGCCGAUUGUGGACAAUGAGAUUGCUGUCAUGAACACAUUGUACAAGGAACGCUUUCCGAAGGCCACGCAGCAAAUGGAGGAGCGACUGAAGCACUUCAUCAACGAGAACAAGAGUGCAGCAUGUAAUAGCUUUCGGGACUCUCAGCCGAUAGUUCGGUUCGUGCACCACCAAGUGCUGGAAAUGGCCAGGGAUUGUUUGCACAAAUCGGAGGCCAAGCUGAUAACCUCGCAGUAUUUCUACGAGCUGAGCGAGAAUCUGGAGCGUUUGCUGGUGGAGACCAAGGAGAAGUCACCGGAGGCAGCCGCCGAGCUGAGCGGUGUGAUCAAGAAGCUAUUGCUGAUUAUUUCGCGACCGGCUCGGUUGCUGGAAUGCCUAGAAUUUGAUCCGCAGGAGUUCUACGAGCUUUUGGAAGCAGCAGAAGGUCAGGCCAAGGCCAUGCCGGUGAUCAAGGCGGACAUACCGCAGUAUAUUAUCCAUAAGCUUGGCCUAAACCGGGAUCCCAUUGCCGAGUUGCAGCAAGAGUUGCGGGAGACUCAGCAGAUGUGCUCGGAACAGGUCACCGUGAUGGCAGAUCCCACGCAGCCAGGCGGAAGUUGUUUGCUCCUCAAUUCGCCCCUGACGAGUGCAGCCAAGCAGUUGAGUAGCCUCGCUCUGGAUUCAAUUGCUUUGGAUGCAGGAAGUGGAACAGCAACGCCCCAACAGCCACCCCAGACGCCAGUGGCAACGGGUGACACGGCUCCCUCCUUUGCCAUGGCCGUUGGUCAACUAAGUGAGGAGAAGGCAGGAACAAGCAGUAGUAGCAGUGGAACUGGGCCGGGCGCCAGUGCUGGAGGAUUAACAGGAGCGCCCGCCCAACAGCAGCAACAACCCUCACCCCACGAAAACGACUUUGACAUCGUCAAGCUGAUCUCAAAUGGUGCCUACGGAGCCGUCUACCUAGUGAAGCACAAAACCACCCGUCAGCGCUUCGCUAUGAAGAAAAUCAACAAGAAUAAUCUCAUCCUGCGCAACCAGGUGGAACAGGUGUUCGCCGAGCGCGACAUCCUCUCGUUCGCGGACAAUCCCUUUGUGGUCAGCAUGUACUGCUCGUUCGAGACGAAGAAGCACCUCUGCCUGGUGAUGGAGUACGUGGAGGGCGGCGACUGUGGCACGCUGCUCAAGAAUAUCGGUCCGCUGCCCGCGGACAUGGCGCGCUUCUAUUUUGCCGAAACAGUAUUAGCCGUGGAGUAUCUGCACAGCUACGGCAUUGUCCAUCGCGACCUUAAGCCGGAUAACCUUCUAAUUACGGCCCUGGGUCACAUUAAGCUCACCGACUUUGGCCUCUCCAAGAUGGGUCUCAUGUCGCUGGCCACGAAUCUGUACGAGGGAUAUAUUGACUCGGAGACGAGACAGUUUUCCGACAAGCAGGUUUAUGGUACUCCCGAGUACAUUGCUCCAGAGGUUAUCUUACGCCAGGGCUAUGGCAAGCCAGUCGAUUGGUGGUCCAUGGGCAUCAUUCUCUACGAGUUCCUCAUCGGUUGUGUGCCCUUUUUUGGUGAGACAACCGAGGAACUCUUUGCGCACACCGUCAACGAUGACAUCGAGUGGCCGGACAGCGAGGAUUGGCCGGUGCAAACGGAGGCGAAGGACAUCAUUUCACAGCUGUUGCAGCAGAAUCCCCGUGAUCGUUUGGGCACUCAAACGGGUGCCCUGGAGAUGAAGGAGCACGAAUACUUUUUGGGCAUGGACUGGAACUCACUGCUGCGUCAGAAGGCGGAAUUCGUGCCACAAUUAUCCCACGAGGAUGAUACCAGUUACUUUGAUACUCGCAUGGAUCGCUAUAAUCAUGAUCUUGGUGGUGAGGACACGGACGAUACGGAUGACACACCCGUUUUUGGCAGCUUCAACUCAUACACGCCGCAAUAUAGAAAGCAGCAUUACAGUUGGUCGCGACAUGCCACACCUCCAACGGCCACUGAUGGAACCAGGCCACCACCCCUUACAUCUGUGCCAUCGCGUGCACAGGAGAAUCCCUUACCCAUCCCGGGAGUCUCUUCAACUGGAGCCAUGCCUAAGCUUAAAACAGGCCUGGCAACAGGAAGCGGUAACAGCAGCAGCAGAGGUUCUGGUUCCAACGAGGGAGUGGUCAACAAAUUCCUGAAUACGCCGCAGUUGCGUAAGCUGGAUCUCUCAUCCAGCUGCCUGAAAGUGCCCUCCACCCCGGAUGCCGAUUACUUGCCCGAGCUCUUGCAUAAUGUCACCAUUGGCAAUGAUGCAGAGCUGCGCAUGCUGAAACAUUAUCUGCAGCAGCCAACUCAGGGGCCACCACAGCGUCUGCAGCAGCGCCACAGCAUGCCACCCAAUACCACCACGAUUAUAAGCACACCGUCUACUCCGCCACCAUUUCAAACACAGGCCGUCAUGGUGGCCACACCGCCGCCGCCAACAGCCAGCAGCUUCUCGCGCAGCACACCUGAAAGCUCGCAAACGGACAGCGAUGACUUCUCGCCGCAAAUUAACCGAAAGCGAAAGGGUGUCUGCGCACGGGACAUUUUGCCACGCUUUUCCAUCUCCAUUGAAGAUGAAACCAUUUCCGCCGGCAGCUCCUCCACGGAGAACAUGAACUUGCCAAGGGAACAAUCUCCGCUGGCUCUGCAGCAUCAGCCUAAGUCCAUGGACGGCACCAGUAGCGGCAGCAUGAAGCACCAUCGGUCCCGGUCGAUCGUAAAAUCGGCCUCCGCCUUGGGUCUCUCCCUGAUGACAUCGCUGGACAACAGUCAAUUGGCCGCUCAACUAUGCGGCAUCCAAUCUCCGGGCGGCGGUGGCAACGGCUCUAGCACAGCCAGCUCCAGGGAUACCUCGCCGUGUCGUGAGCUCUCCCCCUUGGUGACCAAUCUGAAGCCACCGAUCAUCAUUCGACGAGGACCACGUGGCUUUGGCUUCACGGUGCAUACCAUACGGGUGUACUACGGCGACACAGACUUCUAUACGAUGCACCAUUUGGUUAUGGCCGUGGACGAGGGCAGUCCGGCCUUCGAGGCAGGCUUGCGGCCGGCGGAUCUCAUUACCCAUGUGAAUGGGGAGGCAGUGCAGGGUCUGUUCCACACGCAGGUUCUGCAGCUACUACUGAGUGGCGGUGAGCAUGUUACACUAAGGGCCACGCCGCUCGAGCACACCAGCAUCCAGAGCGGUGGACGAAAACGGGAUCUCAUGCAGAGCAAGCUAGCCAAGAAGGGGCUGAAUCGUCAGAAGAAGCAGACGAAGCGGGAGCACGAUAAGAAGCGCAAAACUUCGCUGUUCCGCAGGAUUAGUAGCAAGCGUGCCAAUGCGGAGAUGCAGCAGUUCUCCGCGGGUACCAGUUCACCCACCACUCCCUCGGCCAGGAAUCUGUCGCCCCUGGACUCUUCGUAUCACAGCAGCAGCUGCUGCCAGUCAGCAGCCAACUCGGCCUCCUCGCAAUCCACCUCGCCCUCAUCGUCAUCUCCCAACACACCCACCGGUUCGAGUGGCUCUAAUGCAGGAGCAGCUCCCGCUCCCUUGGCUCCCUCAUCUCUCAUUGUGGCUGCCCCACCGCCAACGCAGGUGGUGCUCCUACCCCAUGUGGGAGCCGUCGUUGGGAGUAGUCCCACCUCAGUGGGCAAUGUGCCAGUGUCACCCACUGGCGUCGUUCCGCAACUGUAUCAGCGUCCAUCGACCCUACAUGGUCUCAAGCACAAGCUGCACGCAGCCACCGCCGUGAUUGCAGGUGGCGGUGGCAAUGCCAGCAAUCCCGCCGGAGGGUUGAAGACCCUUCAUACCACAAGUAACAAUUCGCUGCCCAACCGCCGGAAGUCAGUGGGUCACAUCCCGCUGUCGCCGUUGGCACGAACUCCAUCACCUUCGCCGCUGCCGUCGUCGCCCACAAGAUCUCCAUCGCCCUUGGCCUUUCCAUUAGUUGGACAUCAGCCAGGUGCCUCGAACACCACACAGUCUUACAGUCCGGGCAGCACCCUGCCCACACUGCAAACGGGAGCGGUGAGUGCUAACAGCAAGAAGGGCGGGUUCGCUCGGACAAAGUCAGCAGAACCCAGUUCGCCGCUGCUGAGGAGAGCCUUGUCUCCGGAUCGACUGCAUCCGCGCAGUGCGGAGACAAAGAUAUCACCACUCUGCUGCUCGCCGCCAAUUAAGCAGCCAACACACACACAGCGCGUGGUGGCUACCACUUGGCGGUCAACGCCAGGCUCCAAUGGAGGAGCAGGGAGCACAGCUCAACCGCCACAACAGCAGCAGCAAGUGGUGACGGCAUCAGCACCGCCUGAGGAAUCUCAGCGGCAAACCCAGGGGGAAACAGCCGCCACGACUGCCACAGAGGUCACUCUGGCCAACUGUGAGCCAUUGCCACGCAUUGCCGAGGAAAAGGACUCGCCCACCAGCAGCACUCAGGACAACAUCAGCUGCAUAUCCGAGGGAUUCAUGCCAGCCAUCGAGGAGUAUGCCGAGGGUGAGUCCACAUCGUCAUCGCCAACGCAAACACUGGAGAAGCCGACAAAGGUGAAGGCCACCGAGCAGCCAGAGAUGGAGCCAGCUGGCAAGGCCAAGAAGAUAGAUCUAGGAAAGCCCACAUCCAAAGCCAAGCCUCCGAACAUCAGUGGCUGCAAGACUUCGAUGACAACGACAAAGCCUGCCAGUCCCAGCGUGACCAUUACCACGGGACCACGCAAGGACUCGACGGGUGGAACUGCAACAGCAUCAGCCCCAACAGCAGCCACUUCUGCUGCCAAGCAGAGGAAGUAGCGCCAGUGCAGCAGCCGCCGUGAUGGAUACGGAUGCUUGUGCUUUAAGUUCCGCGUUUAAAUAUUUCAACUUGGAUGUUCUUUGGAGACAAAGGAUAAAGUGGAAGGAAAGAAGGAGGCAGCCGCAGGAAUUCAAUAUAUAUAUAUAUAAUUACAUAUAACAAGGGAUUGCGUUUUAAACUCCUUUUUCUUCGAUGUAAGCUUGCUUUUACACAACUCUAGCAAUGCAAAUUAAUUAGAGAAUUCUUAAAACCCAGUAGCUUGUAGCAUGUCAAAACUAAAACCUAAAACAUAAAGGAAAAUCGCUUGAAAAACAAAAAAACAAUUCUUAGUGUAAAUUAUAGUAGGCACGAGACAAAACGAACACGAUAUUCCAGUUGAAGCAAAUCCAAGAGGCACCCACGCAAUUAUGUACUGUAUAUAAAUGUGAAACAUUGAUAGAAUAUUAACGAAUUGUGGACUACGGAUAAGAAACGAAGUCUGUCUAAAGAAGGAAGAGUAGAAGCAGGAGGAGCAGAGUCAUUUGGAGCGGAAUGCGCCCAGUCGUGUCUCGUUUAUAACAUUUUUUGCGAAUCUAUACACUAUGCCGAGAAUGCAAUAUAAAAUCUAUAUUAAAUAAAUGUGUUAUAUAUGUGU
This is a messenger RNA of Drosophila serrata, 7276 nucleotides long. It is a transcript of the gene dop, whose product is annotated as microtubule-associated serine/threonine (MAST) protein kinase dop. The record is from RefSeq and is a predicted model, not a curated record. Lineage: Eukaryota; Metazoa; Arthropoda; Insecta; Diptera; Drosophilidae. Gene Ontology annotation, molecular function: protein binding; magnesium ion binding; ATP binding. Gene Ontology annotation, biological process: peptidyl-serine phosphorylation; intracellular signal transduction.